GAGAGAGAGAGGUAGCUGCGCCCGGACUGACUGCGGAACACCGAAGAGAAACGCUCUUAUGGACUUUUAAACGAGGACUUUUGAGAAGUUUCAUCCGCGCGUUUUUAUUGACGCUUUUCAUCAUUUAUUUACAGGAUUGUUUCGUGGCAUACCGGAUCCGUUGUAACGAGCGCUAUGGGAAUAUACGGUGUACAUUGAAAGGGUUGGUUCGGUUAGAACAUACCUGUGUUGACAUCGAUUUUCACUCCGCAUGCUGUUUGUUCCACCGGGUAGUUUAAACUGCAUAUCGAGCGGGCUCUGUUUCCACCUCUGUUCAUUGGGGCUACAGCCAUACUGGAAACGAGGUCAGAGAUACCCACCCCAGGUGAGUGAUCUGUUGGGAUGCACUGAGAGCAGCGAGGUCACCUGGGACACACCUGACAUGGAGGUCAAGGGUCAUCUCAUCUCAGUACCUGACCUGCUGGGUGGCAGUCCGGAGGCUGUUGAAAGGAUGACAGAACUACAGGAGAGAAGACGCAGUCUCGAGACUCUACUGAAUAGCAGACUGGCUGAGCUACGGAGAGUCUGUCUGCAGGAGGCGGAGUUGACAGGAGAGCUUCCUGGUGAUUUCCCCCUGGAGGCUGGGGAGAGACGCCCCAACGUUCGCCGAAGGGUCGGAUCCUACCGCCACGGACCCAAGACUAUUAUAAAGACAGAGGAGGAGGUGUGUCAGAGGAAGCCGAAGAAGGCGCUGUUCAGCGGUGCCCUGAGACGCCGUGUAGAUUCUGAUCAGCACCCGGCGCACAGCAAGAGGACUGUGCACAGAGGAUGUCACACGGAUGACACGGUGAACUCAGAGAGCAGCUCCACGUCUGAUUCUACAGGGGACCAUGACAACGAUGAGUCUUCGGGUGUGGCCCCAGACUGCCUGUCUCCGUCUCGGCCCCGGCUGGCCCCUGGUAAUGGUAAUGGGAGCAGCAGUAGUCCAGACAGCAGGCUGUGUAGGAAGCUUUCUCCUGUUGAGAUCUAUUAUGCGAUGAGGACCACCACGCAACCCAACUCACUGGCCCUCUCCGCCAGAAGCAAUAUGGAGGGGAGGAGUGUACCUACCACACCCCUCCUCGCUCGGAACGGACCAACAGGUGUCCACAACCACAUCAGGUCAGCUAUAUCCACAGUGACUACUACCAAGCAGUGGUCAGACAAUCCAGAGGUGACCCAGGUGGUUCCUCAUCAGUCUCAGGUCAGCGGCCACUCCCCUGGCCCCUCCUCUGGCCCCCCGUCAGGUUCCUAUGAGCAGGGAGGAGGAGGGGGAGGCGGAGUUUACAGUGAUAUCCUGAUGGACUAUGUAUGGGGGAAGCAGCAGCAGCAGAGACAGGUCCAACAGGUCCAUGGCAAUGGAAAGUUCCCUUCCUCUGUCCCUGUACCACCUCCGUCUCACUUCAACGGCUACCCCCACCCCCAGGGACAUCUCCCAGGGCCCCAGCACAUCUCUGGGGGCCCGCCAGCCUACUCCAGCCCCCUGAUGCUCCGGGGGAAACUUGGAGAGCCACGCCGGGUCAAGGUAACCCGUACCAAGUCAUGUGGUCCAUUCAUCCCUCUCCAGCACCACCAGAAUGAGGUACUCCACUUCUCCUCUUACACCUCCUCCUCUUCUGACCCUCCUCUUCCUCCCACCUCCUCCUCCUCCUCGACCGGGACCUCCACAGCUGCCCUGUACCCCCACCAGGGGUCUGGGAUUGAGUCCCAAAAGCACCAGCAUGGGUCGGGAUCAGGACCCGGUCUCAAUCUGAACCACAACCACCAGCUCGGACCACCCCAGUACUCUGACUCCGUCACCCCAGACGACCCCAUCCGCAGCCUGCACAAGGCCCUGGCUCUGGAGGGCCUGAGGGACUGGUACCUGAGGAACAGCCUGGGUGGAGUGGCGGUGAGGGGGGAGGUACAGGGGCAGGACAACAGGGGGUCCCCCAGGAGGCGUACCACGAACUCCCUGCACGGGUCACACCCUCAGCAUCUCCCACACCAGCCCCAGAUCUACCAGGGAGACCGAGACAGAGACUACCCUCCCUGCCACCUGCCACAGUCACAGACCUUCCACGGGCAUCCACUACAUGGCAGGUCUCUGUAUCAGGAGUCCUUCCCAUCCCAGAUGCAGGAGCUGACCCUGAAAGAACCCAGCACUGACAGAGGUGACCUGCCUACCCCUGGUACACUGGUCUAACAACAACAACAUCAGAGGUGAUCUGCCUACCCCGGGUACACUGGUCUAACAACAACAACAACAACAACAGAGGUGACCUGCCAACCCCGGGUACACUGGUCUAACAACAACAACAACAACAACAUAGGUGACCUGCCAACCCCGGGUACACUGGUCUAACAACAACAACAAACAGAGGUGAUCUGCCUACCUCGGGUACACUGGUCGAACAACAACAACAACAACAACAAACAGAGGUGACCUGCCUACCCCGGGUACACUGGUUGAACAACAACAACAACAACAGAGGUGACCUGCCUGCCCCGGGUACACUGGUCUAACAACAACAACAACAACAACAGAGGUGACCUGCCUGCCCCGGGUACACUGGUCGAACAACAACAACAGAGGUGACCUGCCUACCCCGGGUACACUGGUCGAACAACAACAACAACAACAGAGGUGACCUGCCUACCCCGGGUACACUGGUCUAACAACAACAACAUCAGAGGUGAUCUGCCUACCCCGGGUACACUGGUCUAACAACAACAACAACAACAACAACAAACAGAGGUGACCUGUCUACCCUGGGUACACUGGUCUAACAACCACAACAACAACAACAGAGGUGACCUGCCUACCCCGGGUACACUGGUUGAACAACAACAACAACAGAGGUGACCUGCCUACCCCGGGUACACUGGUCGAACAACAACAACAACAACAGAGGUGACCUGCCAACCCCGGGUACACUGGUCGAACAACAACAACAACAACAACAAACAGACAUGUUACUGACUGAAUGAUACACAGUCAUAUUGUAGAGCAACUUCAUGGACCUGCAUACAAAAAGGAAAAUAUGAAGGACAUUUAUUUACACAAUAUUUGUAUUUGUUUUUUCUGCACAUUUUUUGGGGGGAGAGAAUGAUUGAAGAAUGUGACAUUCUUCUAGAACUCAAAAGAGAAGUUGUUGUUCCCCCUCCUCCCCCCCCCCCUAAGGGAGCUUUUCUUCGUAGUGCAUCAUCAAAGUCGGAUCAUGCCUCUGAAGAUCAAUGACAAGGUGCUUGAAAGAGUCUAGCACUUCAAACAGUCUCUGGUAGAAAUAUAGGCCAGCGGAACAUUGCUGUAGUUUAUACAACCGAUCCAGGUGAAGGACGUUGAACAAGGUCAUGGACAGUGUUACAGGUUCCUCAACUGUUACAGAAAUACUGAAUUUCUCUAAGUGAACCAUCUUCAUCAUCAUCAUCGUCAUCCACAUAGAAUUUCAGGUAUUUAGUAGAGAUGACAAAUGGAUAAGGACACACACAACUAACCAAACAGAAAGCACACCCAUACGUUGUCACACAGACCCUACAGUACAACGAAAUCAGGUUGGUUAGGGAAUGGGAAAGAGAUGUCUGUGUUAACUCCGAUACACUGAUCCGUCUCAGUCUACAGAAGGAUCUGCAGUCUAUAAUCACAUUUCUAUGACAGACAGACAAAACAAAGGGGGGUGGCUUUUAUGUCAGCGAUGAGGUUUAGUCAGUUGUUUUGUCCACCAGAAACAAUCAGAUAAUACCAGCUCCCUCUAGCACACUGCUCUCUCAAUAACACACAAUAACCUGGACUCAGGGGUAGACGUAACAUAGUAAAGGUAAAUCCAGGACACUCCAAUUAGUAUGACAUGUUAAGUUUCAGAUGAUAUGUAUACAUUUUUGAUGUCCGUCACCCAUUUCGUAUGAUAUGUUACGAAUUGCAAUUCGUACAAUAGAUUACGAAUUUGCAAAGCAAAUUCCAAUUUGUUAUGGGUAACAUUAGCUAGGUGGCUAACAUUAUCUAGGCGAGGGGUAGGAGUUAAAGGGUUAAGGUUAGGUAAAGGGUUAGCUAAGUAGUUGCUAAAAUGCUAAAACUUUCAGGUUUGCUAGAUGUUCGUGUUAUACGCCCACCCAUCCACCCCGACCAACAACCCUACAUUCGAUUUUGCCUUAAAAUCUCUACAGGAUCGUGUGUGUCCCCCGCGGGACAGUUGAGCUAACAUAGGCUAAUGCGAUUAGCAUGAGGUUGUAUGUAACAAGAACAUUUCCCAGGACAUAGACAUAUCUGAUGUUGGCAGAAAGCUUAAUUUCUUGUUAAUCUAACUGCACUGUCCAAUUUACAGUAGCUAUUAGAGUGAAAUAAUACCAUGCUAUUGUUUGAGGAGAGUGCACAGUUUUGAAGAUGAAAAUGUAUUAGUAAACCAAUUAGGCACAUUUGGGCAGUCUUGAGACAACAUUUUGAACAGAAAUGCAAUGGUUCAUUGAAUCAGUCUAAAACGUUGCACGUACACUGCUGCCAUCUAGUGGCCAACAUUUAAAUUAUGCCUGACCUGGAAUAAUACAUUAUGGCCUUUCUCUUGCAUUUCAAAGAUGAUGGAACAAAACAAACGCAUGUUUAUUUUCUAAGUAUUGUCUUUUACCAGAUCUAAUGUUCUAUAUUCUCCUACAUUAAUUUCACAUUUCCACAAACGUCAAAAGUGUUUCCUUUCAAAUGGUAUCAAGAAUAUGCAUAUCCUUGCUACAGGCAGUUACAUUUGGGUGUGUCAUUAGCCUGGAAAUUGAAAAAAAAAGGGUCUGAUCCUUUUACUUUCUAUCUCAUGUAACCAUACCAAACAUUACAUAUCAUACAAAUUUGAGUGUCUCAGAUUUACAUGUACUAUAUUACGUCUAGUCUAUGAGACCAGGCUGGACACAAUACCAGCUAUCACCGGUCCUUGUAGGAUGCUCCACAUAAUCAGGACGAACAACAGUCAUGUUAUAUCCCUUUGGCUCCAUUUCAAACACGAAGGGGUGUGUCGUUCCAGACUGCUGCUUGCACUAGUGUGCCAAUAGGUGGCACCAAAGGGUGCUUAUAUUCUUUCCACAGCCCACCGAGCCCAGCCCACAGAUAAUGACAAUGGCAUAGAUCACCUGUUCGUAAUUUCUCUUCUCAGCUAAUCCGACCUUUAACCCCAAACCAAAAAAAAAAGAUGUGAUCCGGGUGUUCUACUGAAUAAAACAAGCACAAUAUUCUUAUCUAUGAUGAGCAGCAGGAUAGAGACACUUGGGUAAAGGAGGAUAACCUAAUUUUAAAAAAUGUUGAUCAUUUAGCAGACGCUCUUAUCCAGAGCAAUUUACAGGAGCAAUUAAGGGUUAAGUGCCUUGCUCAAGGGCACAUCGGCAUAGCUGAAAAAUAUUUGUCUUGGAUAUUCGAACCAGCGACCUUUAGGCUACUGAUCCACUACUUGCUAGGAUACCUGCUGCCCUAUGUAAAAACCAUGCAACCGACAGCUCAGAUUCAGGUAUGCACCUUAUAAAGGCAAUGUGGUAAACACUGCAUAUGUCAUCUCAAUCACAAAUGACUUUUAAAUGUUACAAAAAAUGAUAACGUGAAUCUUUAAAUUAAUAUCCUGUUCUUUGAAACUCAAAAACAACAGAAAAAAACUCAAGAUAGAAAAUGUAAUUUGAUUUACACAAUCAUUUCUUUGUCCCAUACUUCCUGCUGUUGUCGUGGAGAGGUAUGAAGGGAAUGUGAUUUGUGAUCAGGAUAAGAAUAUUUAGAAAUGUUUUUUUUUAAACAUUUUUAAAUACAACAUGGGGUCAUUACUGCAAACAUUCUAUUAUGUUUUUGUACUGCGUAGUUUUCCAUGAAUUGACAUGAAUUGAACCAUGAGACCAGCCAGAUUAAAUAUGAAAUCAGGUAUUGACCAUCCUCAGACCAAAACACUGGACUGGAUGAAUGGAUAAGUAUUGCUGGUAAAUCUACCUUCAUCCAUAGCAUCAAAUCUAUGCUGUCGUCUUGACCUUUUCCUGUUUAAGUCCAUGUCCAUCAUAAUUCAGUCAGAUAUAAAUCAAGUCACUGUAGCCCGAGAGCCAGUCUGUUUAGCUUGGGAGCCAGUCUGUUUAGCCCGGGAGCCAGUCUGUUUAGCCCGGGAGCCAGUCUGUUUAGCCCGGGAGCCAGUCUGUUUAGCCCGGGAGCCAGUCUGUUUAGCCCGGGAGCCAGUCUGUUUAGCCUGGGAGACAGUCUGUUUAGCCUGAGAGCCAGUCUGUUUAGCCUGAGAGCCAGUCUGUUUAGCCUGGGAGCCAGUCUGUUUAGCCUGAGAGCCAGUCUGUUUAGCCCGGGAGCCAGUCUGUUUAGCCCGGGAGCCAGUCUGUUUAGCCCGGGAGCCAGUCUGUUUAGCCCGGGAGCCAGUCUGUUUAGCCCGGGAGCCAGUCUGUUUAGCCCGGGAGCCAGUCUGUUUAGCCCGGGAGCCAGUCUGUUUAGCCCGGGAGCCAGUCUGUUUAGCCCGGGAGCCAGUCUGUUUAGCCCGAGAGCCAGUCUGUUUAGCCCGGGAGCCAGUCUGUUUAGCCCGGGAGCCAGUCUGUUUAGCCCGGGAGCCAGUCUGUUUAGCCCGGGAGCCAGUCUGUUUAGCCUGGGAGCCAGUCUGUUUAGCCUGGGAGCCAGUCUGUUUAGCCCGGGAGCCAGUCUGUUUAGCCCGGGAGCCAGUCUGUUUAGCCUGGGAGCCAGUCUGAUUAGCUUGGGAGCCAGUCUGUUUAGCCUGGGAGCCAGUCUGAUUCUGCUCUCCUGCCAACUCUUAAUGGAAUUGUCAUGUCAAACAUUUUCAUGUUCAGCCAAUGACAAGUCGGCAAAAUCAUAAACAGAUCUGGUACCAGGCUAAUCUCAAUUUAAUCGACCCUGUCAACAUUCCCAUAACCCAUAGACAGCAAUACAUACAUUUCUGUUCAGUAUUUUCCUGAAAAUAUUCAAUAGUGCUUUCCAUGCUGUAUUCUCAUCUAUGCCUAGACACUUUUCUAAAAGAGAUAUUGUGCUAUACAGUAGCUACUAAAGCAAUCAAUCUUUGUUCAAGGACUUAAGAGCGGACCCCAUUCAGGUAAAAAAUAAAUAUAUAUAUAUAUGGUAUUGUGACAUAUACAAGUUGCAACUAAAUCCAGACUGGAUCACUUCAUGUGAAACAGAACUGAAUUCAGUCUGGGUCUCUUGAUGUGAAAAGGAACUGAAUUCAGUCUGGAUCUCUUGAUGUGAAACAGAACUGAAUUCAGUCUGGAUCUCUUGAUGUGAAAAGGAACUGAAUUCAGUCUGGAUCUCUUCAUGUGAAACGGAACUGAACUCAGUCUGGAUCUCUUGAUGUGAAACAGAACUGAAUUCAGUCUGGAUCUCUUCAGGUGAAACGGAACUGAACUGAAUUCAGUCUGGAUCUCUUCAUGUGAAACGGAACUGAACUGAAUUCAGUCUGGAUCUCUUCAUGUGAAACGGAACUGAACUGAAUUCAGUCUGGAUCUCUUCAUGUGAAACUGAACUGAAUUCAGUCUGGAUCUCUUCAUGGGAAACAGAACUGAAUUCAGUCUGGAUCUCCAGGCUAGGCUGAAUUUGAUUCUCUUUAUUCCUCUUUUGCCAAAUGCUGCCAUGCUUGUCUCCAGACUAACUGAAAAUAGCUUUUCUGCUUCCUCCAUUUUGUAUUUACAACCAAGCUGCAUGACAACAACAAUCAAUUCAAACUGUUUUUUGACAAAGCAAACCAAUAUUUCCCUCAGGUUAAAUGAUCAAUGGGAGUAGUUGUUUAAUUAUGUUAAUGUCCCUACUGUAGUUGAGCACAAUUGUUUAUUAUUUUUAAAUUGCACUUCUCUUGAAAAUUUCUAUGGAUUAUUACUGUGAAAGAUUCAGAGUUCCUUCAGUAGAACUUCUUGUGACGUGAUGCUUCCAACUUCUUGACCAAAUAGCUGUGAUAUGAGCAGCUUACAGCGUGUGGUUUGUGUUCCAUGUGACAUGUUGUGACACUGGCACACAACAGUUGUCUGUAUAAAUCAACAAUGAUGACAUUUGACUUCACAACGAUGAUGUCCAGUUGAACCCGUUUGUGACGUGGUCCAGCUUCUCGGUGAUGGGUACUGAACAUUGAACACCAACACCUGUGUAAAUAGGAGGUUUUUCCUCCUGAAAGACAUGGGCAGUGGUUGACUACGUCAGAUCUAAACAUUUGCAACAGGGAGACAACAGCAUGGAAGCGUAGACUUGUUUUCUAACGUCUCUGAGAAGGCAGAGAAAUGUUAAUCAGACAAUACCAAAUGUUCUGUAAACACGAGAGGCUGGGAGGACGUCACAGCAUCAUCAGCUACAGAAUCCCACCAUGUCACAGAUAUAUUAUCAGAGUGCUCAGCGUACCUCUAGGCUGACAUCAGUCACCGUCAACAGAUAUAAGUUGAUUACAUAACAUACAUCAUUGAGUCUAGUGUCCCACAUAGAACAGACGAGUCCCACAUAGAACAGACGAGUCCCACAUAGAACAGACGAGUCCCACAUAGAACAGAUGAGAGUCCCACAUAGAACAGACGAGAGUCCCACAUAGAACAGACGAGAGUCCCACAUAGAACAGACGAGAGUCCCACAUAGAACAGACGAGAGUCCCACAUAGAACAGACGAGAGUCCCACAUAGAACAGACGAGAGUCCCACAUAGAACAGACGAGAGUCCCACAUAGAACAGAUGAGUCCCACAUAGAACAGACGAGAGUCCCACAUAGAACAGACGAGAGUCCCACAUAGAACAGACGAGAGUCCCACAUAGAACAGACGAGAGUCCCACAUAGAACAGACGAGAGUCCCACAUAGAACAGACGAGAGUCCCACAUAGAACAGACGAGAGUCCCACAUAGAACAGACGAGAGUCCCACAUAGAACAGACGAGAGUCCCACAUAGAACAGACGAGAGUCCCACAUAGAACAGACGAGAGUCCCACAUAGAACAGACGAGAGUCCCACAUAGAACAGACGAGAGUCCCACAUAGAACAGACGAGAGUCCCACAUAGAACACUGGAAAUCAUGUGUAUUA
Messenger RNA from Oncorhynchus kisutch (coho salmon), 9002 nucleotides. RefSeq names its product coiled-coil domain containing 120a (gene ccdc120a). The coding region runs from base 251 to 2203 and encodes 650 amino acids. Lineage: Eukaryota; Metazoa; Chordata; Actinopteri; Salmoniformes; Salmonidae. The record is from RefSeq and is a predicted model, not a curated record. The transcript is spliced from 11 exons.